CUCAGUAAACAACAUAUCAACUGGCAGCACAUCAGUAACCAGCAUGCAAUAUGUAAACAGCAGAACAGAGAGCCACCUGAGCAAUCAGGUAGAGUGUGAAUUAGAGAGUGUAGGGAAACAAGGGUGGGUGAACCAGGCAUACUGUGGUACCCCUCCACUGGUAGGGCACUCCGUCAGCACUGUCUACAACAUUUCACCCCAAUUUGGUGCAUCUAACUCCUACCAGGCUGAGACCAUGGUGCUAAAUCAGCAGCCGGAGAAGAAGAAAUCUGGAUGCUGCUCUGCUUUCCUACGAGGAAUUAAAGGACUAUGGGGAACGACAAUGAUGGAGGACACAUCAAAAAAUCAAGAGCUCCUGCUCAAAACAACUCUUAGAGAGUUAUUUGUCUACAUUCUGUUUCUAGUGGACAUGUGUUUAUUGACCUAUGGCAUGACCAGCUCAACCACCUACUACUACACUAAAGUUAUGAAUGAUUUGUUUGUGAAUUCAUUUGAAUCUAUUGACAGCAUGGAAAAUUUUUGGACAUAUGCAGAAGGUCCACUGAUUGAUGGCCUUUACUGGACCACAUGGUACAAUGACCAGCCUCUUGACACUGGGUCACACUCCUUCAUUUACUACGAGAACAUGCUCGUGGGAGUCCCACGUAUGCGACAGAUAAAAGUCAAAAAUAGUUCGUGCCAUGUGCCCAAAGACUUUCGUACUGAAAUCACUCACUGCUUUGAUGUGUACAGUGAGAAGAAAGAAGAUGACGGUGCAUUUGGACUUGUCAAUGGAUCAGCUUGGACAUACCACACAGAAACUGAAAUGAAAGGGUCAACCCACUGGGGUUUGUUGGCCACAUACAGUGGAGCAGGAUACUAUCAGGACCUUGGCUUGACCAAAAACAAAAGUGUUGCUAUCCUGGCACAACUCAAAGAAUACCUGUGGCUAGACCAUGGAACUAGGGCAGUUUUCAUUGAUUUUUCCACAUAUAAUGCCAACAUCAAUCUCUUCUGUGUUAUAAGGUUGGUGGUUGAGUUCCCUGCCACUGGUGGAGCAAUACCUUCAUACCAGAUCCGAACAGUUAAGCUGAUUCGGUACAUUAACUCAUGGGAUUACUUUAUCAUUGGCUGUGAGAUGGUCUUCUGCGUUUUCAUCCUUUACUACAUUGUGGAAGAGAUACUGGAGGUCCGUAUACACAAGUGCUCAUACUUCACCAGUAUCUGGAACAUUCUGGAUGUGGUAGUGUUACUGCUUGCUGUUGUCGCAAUCGUCUUCAAUGUAUUCCGGACUAUGAAAGUAAACAAACUGCUUGGAAGCUUACUAAAAGACCCUAGCAUCUAUGCAGAUUUUGAAUUUCUGGCAUUUUGGCAAACUCAGUACAAUAACAUGAAUGCCGUAAACUUGUUUUUUGCUUGGAUCAAGAUAUUCAAAUACAUCAGUUUCAAUAAGACAAUGACACAGCUGUCCUCCACACUGGCGCGCUGUGCCACAGACAUCAUGGGGUUUGCUGUUAUGUUUUUCAUUGUGUUCUUUGCCUAUGCUCAGCUGGGAUAUCUUCUGUUUGGUACUCAGGUUGAGUCAUUCAGCACAUUUCAAAAAUGCAUUUUCACCCAGUUUCGGAUCAUCCUUGGAGACUUUGACUACAACGGCAUUGAAAAAGCAAACAGAAUCCUGGGGCCGAUAUAUUUUUUCACUUAUGUGUUCUUUGUCUUCUUUGUGUUACUGAACAUGUUUCUGGCCAUCAUCAAUGAUACAUAUUCUGAGGUCAAAGAGGAGCUCGCCUCGAACAACGAUGACCUCCAUAUUACAGAUCUUUUCAAGCAGACCGUGAUGAAGCUGAAAUUCAAAAAGGACAGGAUCUCGGAUGUUCAGAAGGCUUUUGACGGGUCAAAAGACUUGGAGUUUAGGGACUUCAGAGAAACGCUAAAAGAAAUGGGUCAUGAUGAUCAUGAUAUCUCUGAAGCUUUCUCCAAAUAUGAUCAGGAUGGCAAUCAGAUUCUAGACCGUGAGGAGCAGGAGAGAAUGAAACAAGAGCUGGAGUCAAAAAGGAAUGCACUCAAUGCAGAGCUUCGUAAUCUUACACAUGGAAAUAAAGCAGAAGACAACAAGAAGACAAACUCAAGCUCAGUGAAUCAGGAACAGUUUCAGAUGUUGGUUAAACAAGUGGCUGAAUUGGAAAGUAGUCUAGUCAUCACAAUGUCCAAGAUUGACAUGGUCAUGGAAAAAGUAGGAUUGCAGGACACUGAAAAAGCAAACAAUAGACAAAGCAAUGGAAAAUCACCUGGCACCCAGAAAUGA
Messenger RNA from Neoarius graeffei (lesser salmon catfish), 2281 nucleotides. It is a transcript of the gene pkd2l1, whose product is annotated as polycystic kidney disease 2-like 1. NCBI's taxonomy places the organism in Eukaryota, Metazoa, Chordata, Actinopteri, Siluriformes, Ariidae. Gene Ontology annotation, cellular component: membrane. The transcript has 14 exons. The record is from RefSeq and is a predicted model, not a curated record. Gene Ontology annotation, molecular function: sodium channel activity; muscle alpha-actinin binding; calcium ion binding. Bases 44 to 2281 code for a protein of 745 amino acids. Gene Ontology annotation, biological process: detection of mechanical stimulus; potassium ion transmembrane transport.